AGUAUUUUUAUUUUUCAGUCAAAAUUCAAAAUUUUAUAAAAAUUAACAUUUUUUUUAUUACAAUUAUCUGGACUCAAUAACUUUUUACUACAAACUCACUUCACUUUAGGAAAACAAUGAAAGUCAAUGAAGAUAAGGACUCCGAGAGUAGCAACAAUCGCGACGGCAUGUGCUGUUGCAACCCUGAACAAUGUCCCUAUGAUCAGACUUAUGUCUGGUAUCCGAAACAAGUAAGUAUUAAAGAGCUGGAAUAUGUGCGUCGAAUGGAAUCCGAGUUUACAUCUCUACAACGCGCUGUGCUUACUCUAACCACACAAUUCGCACGUUUGCAAUUUCGCAUACGACAAAUAGUCCACGCUGAACCCUCUAAACGCGAUGCUAUGCUACUUGAUCUUGAAAAUUUAGCAUCCAAUACUGCAAAUGGAGGAAACGAUGAGGUGCCACACAUACAGCGUGAUUCCAUAGAUAUGGGCGAUGUGCGCCGAAAACAACAUUUCAUACUCGAUCACCUCCAUCAACAACUAGCCACCCUGGCUGAUGAGCGGAGUUCGAAGUAUGUACCAAAAUUCGGUGACGAUGCACAGGCUGCCCGUAACGACCGUGGAGGCACAAGAAGUUUUGCGAAAGUAUCGGAUACUACACAAUACUCCGAGCCGGAUUUUAAUGCAUUCACGAGUGGUGCCGAUUCGGAGUACUCGGCCUCGAUUAGAAAUAAAGCUGACCAGUGGAGAGAAACUGAAGGUGAAAGUGACAAACAUCACUCGAGAAGUUCAAGUCGCAGUCGCAAGGGGCUUGUAGAGCUUUGCUUAUAAUAUUUGAUAUAUACAAUCGCACG
This is a messenger RNA of Bactrocera latifrons, 835 nucleotides long. RefSeq lists its product as uncharacterized. The transcript has a single exon. Lineage: Eukaryota; Metazoa; Arthropoda; Insecta; Diptera; Tephritidae. The record is from RefSeq and is a predicted model, not a curated record. The coding region runs from base 117 to 812 and encodes 231 amino acids.